AUGUCAAGCAUUGUCCGUUUCGUGGUUGGCGGUGUGGUGGAAGGGCUGUGCGACUUGCCCCACCAGAUCGGUUUCACUCCCUUUUCGUAUAACUGGACGACCCUGCUGCCAGCUCUAGAUGAAGUCCUUUCGCAACAUAAUGGAAUUUUUGCGUUUAUCGAUAUGUUGUUUAGUACUUUGAGGUCAUUCUUUCUCCUCUCGUCUGCUGUGCAGCUCUCAAAUGCAGCAGCAAAUGAUCAUCGGGCCAAUGCUGAAGCGGCUUUAACGACGCUCCAGAAAUGGUAUAAUACUAAUACUGGACUUUGGAAUACCACAGGAUGGUGGAAUAGUGCCAACUGUCUGACGACGAUAGGUGAUCUGGCUGCUGUGGACGGGAAUGUGAGGUCGGCAGCUGGGAAAGUAUUCUCGAACACGCUUGUCCAGGCACAAAAGUAUAAUCUUCAGCAGACCAAAGUCAUCACGCCUGACUUCAACAUACAAACGUUCGAAGGGCCAAAUAUGCCAGCCAAUCUUCUACAAACUGCUGCUGCCGCCAAUCCAAAGGGAUUUCUGAAUGGUUAUUACGAUGAUGAGGGGUGGUGGGCUCUGGGCUGGAUUCAAGCUUACGACGUCACGGGAAACCAAGACUACCUCAACACAGCAGUUGACAUCUUCAAGGACAUGAAAAACGGAUCGGAGCCUGAUUGUGGUGGAGGUAUUUGGUGGGACAAGGCCAACACAUACGUGAACGCCAUUGCCAACGAGCUGUACCUCAGUGUAGCAUCACACCUGGCAAAUCGAGUUCCCUAUCAAAAGCAAACAUAUCUCGACAUCGCCACCAAACAAUGGGACUGGUUCCAAAAGACCGGGAUGAUCAACUCUCAAAACCUCAUCAACGACGGCCUCAACAACAAAUGCAAAAACAACAACGGCACAGUCUGGUCCUACAACCAAGGCGUCAUCCUCGGCGGCCUCGUCGAGCUCAACAAAGCAGCGCCAAACCUCUCAUAUCUUACCAAAGCAAACGUCAUCGCCAAAGCAGCCAUUAAAGCACUUUCCAUCAACGGCGUGUUGCAUGAUCCAUGCGAGCCGAAUUGUGGAGCAGAUGGAAACCAGUUCAAGGGGAUUUUCAUGCGGAAUCUACAGAUCCUACAGACGGCAAGUCCGGACAAUGCGUAUCUGGAAUUCUUUGCAUCGAAUACGGCCAGUAUCUGGAGUAAGGAUAGGAGUAAAGCUGGGAAUGAGCUGAGUGUGGAUUGGGAUGGGCCGUUUGUGGCGCCGGCGAAUGCGAGUACGCAGAGCUCGGCGCUGGAUGCUUUGGUUGCUGCUGCAGCAUUUCAAGGUCAAUUGGUAAAUGGGAUAUCUUCUUAA
Messenger RNA from Cadophora gregata, 1350 nucleotides. RefSeq lists its product as uncharacterized. NCBI's taxonomy places the organism in Eukaryota, Fungi, Ascomycota, Leotiomycetes, Helotiales, Ploettnerulaceae. The transcript has a single exon. The coding region runs from base 1 to 1350 and encodes 449 amino acids. The record is from RefSeq and is a predicted model, not a curated record. Gene Ontology annotation, biological process: carbohydrate metabolic process.